Molecule: messenger RNA, 1986 nt
Organism: Cylindrotheca closterium
Lineage: Eukaryota; Bacillariophyta; Bacillariophyceae; Bacillariales; Bacillariaceae
Source: the annotation of a GenBank genome assembly
AUGGCAUGGAAUCGUAACACACUUGAGCUGUACCCACAUGGUAUUGGUCAAGACUUCCCUGCAUUUUUGACCCAUCGGUCUGGAGUGGAUUGCCUUCUUCUGGGCAUGAUGCGCCCUCUUUUUGAUAAAGGCCUACGGCCUGGGGCCCUUGCAGACACCAUUCUGGAACUGCAUGCAAAGCGGUAUCAUCAGGAAUGUCUAAAACAUGAAUGGGGACUAGCAAAGACUGGCAAUGUUCAUCAGAAGCCUAUGCUUUCAGAAUUUGGGGACAAAACAAAGUACAAUGGAUUGGUCCCAAACGGAAGGUAUCUGAUGCACGUAUACAAGACCUUUCACAGUACCAUCAAGGACUUUCUCGACAACAAAGUAAAGAAAAGGGGCGCCAAAUUUGUUAGCGUUGAUGCCAGUUACAAAGAACCAAAACAUCUUUGUCAGUAUCAUGGGCAGAAUCUUUUUAAGGGACUGAUUACUAUCACCAACGAAAUUGGGGAAAUCCGGAUGCAAUUUCACGUUGUCACUGAUGAUCAUGAACAGUUUCGGCCGUCUCUGCUUGCUUUCUUGAAUGCAGUGAAAUCAUACGGCCAACAUGAUUUGGAGCUUGUGUUCACUGCCAAUGUACAUGCUGAUCGGCACUUUUACUUGGACACUUUUCCCUCUUUGUUGGAAGCUCAAGGUCGGCUUGAUAUUAUGGUGACGGAUAGAACAAUGCCCAAUGAAAAUGACAUCAAUAAAGAAAACACGUGCACAGUCGAUGACACUCAAAUUCGUGUGCUUUCAAGCAAAGGCGCUAUCAACGAGUUUAUCACAGCACUCAAAGAAAACAUCCAAGGCAAACCACCAGAGGAUCGAGUAAUAGGGCUUGAUGCAGAAUGGAAUGUCCUCACAGCAAGCCAUGGAAUGGGAAUGCGAACUGGAAAGCUUGCCCUACUAAUUUUGGCAUACAAAGACAGUGGCGGGCGUCAAAUGGCUGCUCUAUUGAGACUUCAUAAGCUCUCUUCACUUCCGGAUCGCAUGCUUCAUUUCUUGGUUGGAGGAACAAAGUUUGUUGGGAACCAUGUUGGUGGGGACAUUAGAAGACUAGGGCGUGACUAUAAAUGCGAAGAUGAGAUGAUGAAGGUUUUAAUAGUGAAUUUGGGGCAGUAUGCAAGAGAAAGAGAUGUUGUCCAGAGCGGCACUGUAAGAUUGGACGUUCUAGUUCAGAUUUGUUUAAAGGAAACCAUGAAGAAGCAAACUGCAGUUCGUGUCUCAAGCAAAUGGGAAGAUCCUUCAUUAUCACAAGACCAAAAGCAAUAUGCAGCACUGGACGGGAUCAAGUCACUUGAGGUUUAUCUCUACCUACGGGAGAAACCAGACCUUUCCCUCCGGCUAUCAGAGAAGGAAGCAAAAGUUGGUCUUUGCGUUGAUAUUGCACCACUUCGCGGAGGACCUACUAGUAUGGUUGCAACUAGGUGCGGAAGUGCCACAUUGACAGAACAAUCCUUUCGUGAAUGGGAAGUGCCAUCUGUGCCAUAUGUGAAGAAAGAAAGUGGUGAGCCUGUUUGUCUUGCUGACUUUGGGGCUCCUCCAUUCCUUGUCAUUCUACCUUUGACCAUGUUGAAGCAGCACAUUGAAUCUGAUGAUAUCCAAACUUUCCCAAAUAUGAACGAUGACACUGGAACAACAAGGACUACUACUCCACCAGCACCGCCGCAGUCACCGAGGACUGUGCAACACCAAGUGAUUAAUCAAGAUGAUACUUCCACAGAGGAGGAAGACAGUACUGGACCAACUGGAAUGGAUCUAUUGGAUAACAAUGCUGAUGCUGAAGCUGUUCAUUUAUCCAAUGAUGAUGUGACACUACUUCGCAAGGUGUGUCUUCUUGGCAAGGAAGCAGCUUUGAGACAUAACCUGUUGACUUGUGCACAUCUUGAACCGGCCCCAACUCCAGACACAAUCAAUGAUUGGUUUUCAGCUGUUGUUGGUGAUGCCUUCCAUGUAAUGGAUUGA